Petromyzon marinus (sea lamprey) is the source of this 1416-nucleotide messenger RNA. Lineage: Eukaryota; Metazoa; Chordata; Hyperoartia; Petromyzontiformes; Petromyzontidae. The record is from RefSeq and is a predicted model, not a curated record.
AUGUCGCAGUUUGAGAGUGGCAUGAGUCACUCGCUGAAGCUGGAUGCCCCCAUUCCCUGGAGCCCCCAGCCGCGUCGGCAGCGCAAGGCGGCGUCCGCGAUCACGAGUCGUGUCCGCCGCAUUCCCCAUGGCGAGUUCUGUGACCGAUUCAUCCCCGUGCGCAACAGCAAAGCUAUGGAGGUGGCGAGCUACCUCGUAACUCGAGAAGAAACAGCAUCUCCACUGAAGGAGAAGCAGGUGGCGAUGAUGCAUCUGCUGAGCGGCGUGGAUGUGGAGAAAGCACGAAUCUUACGCUACCGGGGACCGGCGCCACCUGUACCCGAGGGCUACGGCGACACGCAGAAGGUGCUGCACUCCCAGCAGGGCUACACACACCUCUCCCUGCUCAAGAUGAAGCGACGCAUACUCACGUGGCCCGAGCGUGUGCUCGACGCGCCGGCGGUUCGCAAUGACUUCUACCUCAACCCGCUGGACUGGAGCGUGGACAACGUCGUGUGUGUGGCGCUGGGCCACGCUGGGACGUAUCUGUGGGACGCAGAAACGGGGAAUGUGACCCAGCACAUGAAGAUGGAGGGGCGGUAUUACCCCUCGUCCCUCUCAUGGGUACCAACUAGAGGCAACAUCCUCGCCAUAGGAACAAGUUUCAACACCGUGCAGAUCUGGGACGUGGAGCGAAACAAGUGUUUAAGGAGUAUGCAGGGCCACAUGGGGCGUGUGAGCUCCCUGUCCUGGAACGGACACCUCCUGUCAAGUGGGUCCCGCUCGGGUCAGAUCCACCACGAUGACGUGCGGAUGAUGCAGCAUCACGUCGCCACACUGAGUGGCCACUCCCAGGAGGUGUGCGGCUUGGCGUGGUCCCCUUGCGGACGCCUGCUGGCCAGUGGAAGCAACGACAGAAAACUCCUCCUGUGGGCCAACGGCAUCACAUCCUCGGCACCCCUCCGCGCCCUCUGGCAGCACACGGCCGCCGUCAAGGCACUCGCGUGGUGUCCGUGGCAAGCGAGUUUGCUGGCGAGUGGGGGUGGAGCAAACGACCACCACAUUCGCCUGUGGAAUGUCAACACGGGAAUCUGCUUCAAGGCAGUGGACGCUGUGUCUCAGGUGUGCUCCGUCUUGUGGUCGAGCGAGCACAAGGAGCUGCUCUCCGCCCAUGGCUACCCCAGGAACCAACUCGCACUGUGGGCCUACCCAGAGAUGGUGCCCAUCGCCGAGCUCUUAGGCCAUACAGGCCGCGUGCUGCAGGUUGCAGCAAGCCCCGACGGAUCCUCCGUGAUGUCACUUGGUGCUGAUGAGAGCCUGCGCCUGUGGCGCUGCUUCCAGGGGGACAAGUCGCGGAAGAAGAAGCAGCAGCAGCUGGAAGGCGCCAAUACGGGGAGGCUCUCGCAGAACUGCUUGCGCUAGCCCCCCUUACCAACA